Vicia villosa (hairy vetch) is the source of this 1885-nucleotide messenger RNA. Its product is annotated as chaperone protein dnaJ 10-like. Bases 338 to 1537 code for a protein of 399 amino acids. The transcript is spliced from 10 exons. Lineage: Eukaryota; Viridiplantae; Streptophyta; Magnoliopsida; Fabales; Fabaceae. The record is from RefSeq and is a predicted model, not a curated record.
UACGUGGUUCCAUUUUCACAAAAAAAGAAAAAAAAAGAAACUGUGGUUCCACUUCCAUCUACAGUAUCGAUUCUGAAUUCAGGCCCUAUCUCGGUCGGUAAAAAGAGGGAACCACCGGCGUGGCUGCGUCAGUCAACUCCCGGAUUGCAAAGUCCAUACCAACCUGAAUUAUUAGAAAUUACGCGUCCCGUUUGAUUUUCGGCCUUUGAACCGAGGCUACGUCAUCUACUUGGAAUAAUUCUUAAUUUCGUAUCGCUUUCGCGUUUUUCGUGCCCUCGCAGUUUACUGGAAACCCAAACUUCUGAUCGCCGGGAAGAUCAAUCGACAUCGCUUUGAGAUGGUGAAGGAGACCGAAUACUAUGACGUGCUUGGUGUCAGUCCAACUGCAUCCGAAGCUGAGAUUAAGAAAGCUUAUUACAUGAAGGCACGGCAAGUGCAUCCGGAUAAAAACCCAAAUGACCCUCUCGCUGCACAAAAUUUUCAGGUUUUAGGUGAGGCUUACCAAGUUCUGAGUGAUCCAACUCAAAGGCAAGCUUAUGAUGCACAUGGGAAAUCAGGAAUCUCAACUGAAGCCAUUAUUGAUCCUGCAGCAAUCUUUGCCAUGCUUUUUGGUAGUGAGCUUUUUGAGGAAUAUAUUGGCCAGUUGGCCAUGGCAUCAAUGGCUUCAAUGGACAUUUUUACUGAAGGGGAACAAUUUGAUACUAAAAAGUUACAAGAGAAAAUGCGGGUUGUUCAGAAAGAGAGAGAAGAAAGGCUUGCAGAAAUACUAAAAGGCAGACUCAACCAGUAUGUCCAGGGAAACAAAGAAGACUUUGUUAAUCACGCAGAAGCUGAACUAGCCCGACUAUCCAAUGCAGCUUAUGGGGUUGAUAUGUUGAAUACCAUUGGCUACAUUUACGCAAGGCAGGCAGCGAAAGAGCUAGGGAAAAAAGCAAUUUUUUUGGGUGUGCCUUUUGUUGCUGAGUGGUUUAGAAACAAAGGACACUUCAUCAAAUCCCAAGUUACAGCGGCAACAGGGGCAAUUGCUUUGAUCCAAUUGCAGGAGGAUAUGAAAAAACAACUCAAUUCAGAAGGGAACUACACUGAAGAAGAGCUUGAAGAAUACAUGCAAUCCCACAAGAAAUUAAUGAUUGAUUCUCUGUGGAAGCUUAACGUGGCUGACAUUGAGGCCACUCUUUCUCGUGUGUGUCAAAUGGUUCUCCAAGACAGCAAUGUCAAGAAAGAAGAACUACGGGGACGAGCAAAAGGGUUGAAAACUCUUGGUAAAAUCUUCCAGAGGGUUAAGGCAGCUAAUGGGAACGAGAGCGAAGAUUUACCAAACAAAGAAGUACAUAAAUUGAAUGGAAGUGAAUCUAGCAAUGGCGUUUCUUCUCCUAGUACAUCACCCAGAUCGUCAGGUCCUGAUGUUUCAACUCUUGCAUCGCAGAGCCCCUAUGUGGAGGCCCCACACUUUGCAGGCAUGCAAUUCGACUACAACUUCCCUAGGCCAACCGCCCCCCCAGGUGCCCACAGACCUGCUCCAACCAGCAAGGAUUGAUAAUGGUGUUUGAUGCCCCCGUGUAUUCUUUUACUAUGUAUUAAUCUCGUGGUGGUUUGUCGAAUAUGUUUUUAUGAAUAUGUUCUGAGGUUCACAUCUGGUCCGUCGCGUUGUGCAGUGUGAUUACUAUGCAUGUUUGAUAUUUCUUUACAUAGAUGAGGGGUGAUAGUUUGGACUUUGGAGUAGCGUUUUCGUUGCUAGAUGGUGUUGAUUGGCUGCCUUGUCACUCAAGUUAUGUAUUUUAUUAGGGUGUUUGAUGAAUGCAGGUUCAUUUAUUCCUUUUUCGUGUUCUGGUUUUUCAAGGGAUAGUUAUAUUUGAAUUUUAGUAGAAAUUUGUGUUUACUUUAA